This is a messenger RNA of Schistocerca serialis cubense, 423 nucleotides long. RefSeq names its product cuticle protein 38-like. The record is from RefSeq and is a predicted model, not a curated record. Bases 1 to 423 code for a protein of 140 amino acids. Lineage: Eukaryota; Metazoa; Arthropoda; Insecta; Orthoptera; Acrididae. The transcript is spliced from 3 exons.
AUGUACAAGCUGGUCGUCCUGUCCGCUCUGAUCGCCGCCGCCUCGGCUGGCUACCUGGGAGGCUACGCCGCCCCAGCCACGGCCCGCGUCCUGGCCGCUCCCGCCGCCUACGCCGCUCCCGCCGCCUACGCCGCCCCUGCCGUAGGCUACGCCGCCCCCGCCAUCGCCGCCGCCCCCGCCCUGGGCUACGCCCGCUACGCCGCCGCCGCCCCCGUGGCCGUGGCCCACGCCGCCGUGCCCGCCGCCGCCUCCGUGGCUAACACCUACAGGAUCUCCCAGACGGCCCGCGUCCUCGCCGCCCCCGCUGUCGCCCACGCCCCCGUCGCGUACGCCGCCCCCGCUGCCUACGCCGCCCCCGCUAUCGGCUACGGCUACGGUGGUCUGGCCUACGGAGCUGCCCCCGUUGCCAAGGUCUACGGUUAA